Uranotaenia lowii is the source of this 3769-nucleotide messenger RNA. RefSeq lists its product as uncharacterized. Gene Ontology annotation, molecular function: zinc ion binding; nucleic acid binding. Bases 1585 to 3768 code for a protein of 727 amino acids. Lineage: Eukaryota; Metazoa; Arthropoda; Insecta; Diptera; Culicidae. The record is from RefSeq and is a predicted model, not a curated record. The transcript has 4 exons.
UUUACACUUAAGUUAUUAGUCCUAAAAUAGUUUACGAUACGAGCGAUUGGCAAAAUGAACACAUUAAAACCCAUCCCCAUACUGAGUAAAAAUCAGCGUGUUGUUAUUAUUAAACCAAAAUUGGUUUAAAUGUGCCAAGCGUGAGAUUUUGUGUUAAGAGCACCCAAGAGUGAGGAAAGCAAAUAAAGCGUGCAGCCGAACAUGUCAAAAUUCGACGUGGAAAAAAGAAACGCCAUUUUGUAUAGAAGUGCCGGCGCAAAUAGACGCGGCAGUGUGCGAGCACCAAAUUGGACCGCAAAAAGUGCCUUUUUGGAUAUCCGGAGAGCCGUUGGAGCAUCCAGCAACACGCAAACCGCGUGCUCCAGGAUUUGCCGUGGAAAAGCAGGAAACCGUUCCAAAACGUGGUCUGGCGAAGGCCAAAGAAAGGAGGCUCGGAACCGGUAUCUCGGCUGGUAAAGACGGCUGAAGUGAAGGCUCGAGGAGCCAAUAAUAUCAACAUUUCCUCGCCACAAAAUCCGCCUACAAAAGGAGCUAGUGAGAAGACGGUGCGAACCCUAGCACUUACAAGGCCACGAAUCCAAAUCGUCGGUAGGCAAAGGCAUCAGUCGGAAGAGCGAGACAGAGCCACACAUCCACGUGUGGCUCUUUUUUCCCCCCUCACCUCAACUGCCUUCCGGCGCGGCAAUCUCGGGCGAGCCGAAGAAAAUCAGCAGCCCCCUGGUAGACCCCAGGAGGCGCCACAAGUGUAGGAACAAAUCAACGAAAAGCAGCAGCCCCCUGGUAGACCCCAGGAGGCGCCACAAGUGUAGGACGGAGGCACGAAUCAACCAAGACCAGCAGCCCCCUGGUAGACCCCAGGAGGCGCCACAGGCGUAGGGCCACAGUUCCCGCAGUGCUGCCAAUCGGCACUCCGAAUCGCCGAGCAGCACAACAAAACUCGGAGGCCCCGGGACUCUGCCGUGAAGAAAAGUGGAGGUCUUCCGGCAGAGAGGGUCCACAAGGGAAAGCAACAGCAACAGCGCCACCAAUCGGCCCCAGGCGUAGGGCGGCCGACCAGCAGCAACAGCGCCACCAAUCGGUCCCAGGCGUAGGGCGGCCGACCAGCAGCAACAGCGCCACCCAUCGGCCCCAGGCGUAGGGCGGCCGAAUAGCGGAAGAGGCACGAGGUGCCACCCGAUCGGCGCUCGGUCGAAAGGCGGCGGACGCAUGCCGGGCAGGCGAGGUGCCGUACAGUGGGAUCCAUUCGGCGAAAAUGCGGUGAGUACACGCUGGUUUGGGGAAGUGUGGGUGUGUCUUGCCAUAAUCCUUUGUAGCCAUCAUUUUUAUUCAUGUGGCAUCGCCCACGAAAAGCCUCUUCAAUAAAUGGCGCCCAACAAAAACGAACCGCUUAAGUUUUGUUCGGGAAAAAUAAAAUAUCAUUUGUAUUUGUGAUGAUAUUAGUAUGUUUUUGAUUGUAACAGUAAUUUAGUUAAACCUACUGUUAUGUUAUUAUUAUUAUCGCUCAAUUUUUGUAUCGUAUCGUAAUUUUGUAAUCUGUAAGUCCACAUUUGUCUGGUUUUUUGAUCCUAAUAAACCUAAUAAAGAAUGAUGAAUAAACAAAUUGAUUUGUAUCAUCUUAAUGAUGAGGAGAUGGAAUAUGAAUUGGCCUUGCGCCAUGUUUCAAAUCUAGCCCCAUGCUCUAGAAGAGCUAGGGUUGUCAAGUUAAAAGCUCUUGUCCAAGAGGACACCCUUAGAGACACCAUCUAUGUUAAUUCAGAACACGUAAUGUCGCCGGAGUUGAACAUCGAGGUCUGCCAGAGGGCAGUGGUAGAAUUGAGAAAUCAUGUUGAUUUAGCCACGCAGAAUAGAAAUGCCGAUCAAAUGGCUUGCGCGAAAUCGAGAUUGCUUCAUUACCGGCAAAGAUUAUCACUGAUUCCAGUGGUCGCGAGUUUAGAGGAAACGCGUAGGGUCGUGUGCGAGCUUGUAGAGACGCUGCUAGCUCAGAUAGAGUGCGUGAACAGUGCAGUCAAUAUGGUGUUAAGUGAAACAGAAAACACUAGCCUUUCAACUAGUGUCCCAACCAUCCAGGCAGAGAACAGUAGCAGUAGGGAUGCCUGCGAUGCGUUGACGAUUCCACCGAGGCCACAAGCAGUCGGAAAUGAUGAAGGAGCACGAGCACGGAUGCAAGAAGCGGAUGUCGAGCCGUCUUCUCUUCCAUUCCAAGAAGGCAGACAAGGACAGAGGGACUUGGAGGAAGUAAUCAUCCGGAGGUCGGGUAGUUCGGCUGGUCUGGCUGCUGUGAACGUUCUGGACGAACUGCGGUUCGACAUUCAACAACGACAAAGGAGGCAGCAGCAGUUGAACGACAGCUUUACAAACCGGAGUGGUAGCAACUACGACAGGCGGAUGCAGAAGGCGAUUCACAAUUGGCCUUUCAAGUUCCGAGGUGAAAAGGACACCACGUCCCUCAAUAUUUUCCUAGACCGAGUGGAGACGUUCGCCAGAUCAGAGGGAAUCGACGAUCAGACACUUCUGGCUUCUAUCAAACACCUGUUGCUUGAAGACGCCCUCGACUGGUACUCAAGAGCACUUGCCCAACGUCGCCUGUAUUCCUGGCAAGCAUUCAAGCAAGAAAUUCGACGGGAAUUCCUGCCUAGCGGGUAUGCUCAGAUCCUGAGGUUGGAAGCCAGCUUCCGUUUUCAAGGUGCCAACGAAACGUUCGAUAAGUUCUUCCGUGACAUCUCUACACUAUUCCGCUUCAUCGAUCCACCACUUACGGAAGAGGAGAAGUUGUUCAUAGUCAAGAAAAAUAUGAACAUGGACUAUGCAACAAUAGUAACAGCCGCUCAGCCAAAGACACUGAUGGACCUGGUCAACGUCUGCAGCAACUUCGACGAAACAAGGCUAUUGCUGAACCAGCAGCGCAGAAUUCCAAUUCCGCACAACCACUUACUAGAACCGAACUUCGCAACACCAGCAACAACAAGUCGGUCUCAGCAACACCAGCAGCAGCGUUUCGGGAGAUUGCAAGCAGUGGAGGCGGACGAGCAGUUGUACGGAGCCACAUCAUACUCAGCACCAUCGCAUCGGCUUCCAAUACAACAGCCACGCUUCAACAGAGUACAUGCGGUGGAGAACGAGGCCCAGCAAGGUGCGGCUUCAACGUCAGCUAUCCAAACUGAAGCAGAUCUAGUGGAUCCAGAAGAUGCAGACGGUUUGCAAGGGGACUUCAACCAGCUGUACGAGCAAGUUUGUGCCAUGAAGCUUCAACUGGAGCGCAGAUCGAAUCGUUUCAAUACAGGACUACAGCAGCAACACUCUGAACAACGACCGGAACAGCGUCAGCAACCGCCUACAAUUUCGGCAGCUCAGAACAAUUUGGUGAAUCGGCAAGGCAGUCAAGCGGAGAACUAUCGAAUACAACAUCCGUUGCAACAGCAAGCUAAAUGGGCGCCGCGGCAGCAGCUUCAACAACAGCAGCAGCCUCAACAGCAGCAGCUUCAACAACAGCAGCCUCAACGGCAAUUCCAACAGCACUAUCAACCACAGCUCCAGAACCAGCAGCUUCAGCAAGCAGGCAGCAACAUGUACGAUCUAGAUCCUGUUCAGCAUACAGCGUACCGCCCAGCGCUUUGCUGGAACUGUGAUGAGGAGGGGCAUAGGUUUCCGGAUUGCACGAAGGCACAGGCAAUUCUCUUUUGCUACAGAUGCGGUCGAAAAGGUUACACGUUACGCAGCUGUCUUGUUUGUAACAGCGAAGCGGAAAACGCCGCAGCGAGGAGGUGGUAGA